AUGGAAGGCCACGUCGGAGACCAACCUCUCGACUUUGUCAUCAGGCUGUACAAGCCUCUGCGGGGCCGCCUCCGCCUCCCUGCUCCAUUCGCAAGGGCGAUGGACCUCGAACAACCGCGUGCGUUGAAACUACACAUGAGGGGCUGCGAGAACGGUAGCAUGCGGGUGGAUGUGGAUUUCCCUACUCCCCAUGUCAUGUUCUUCCGCCAUGGGUGGAAAACCUUUGCUCGCGCCCAUAGCUUGUCGGAAGGGCACGUCCUCCAUUUUAAAUUAAUGGAGGCCGAUUUCCUUUCCGUCAAGGUCUUUGGGUGCUUGGGUGCUCGCUUAGGGUGUUGCACGAAGAGCUCGACCAACGAUGAAAGCUCCUCCUCGAGCGAUAGCAAUGCGGAGGACAGUGACGGCGAUGACGACAGCGCCGACAGGGAGGGCGACGACUCUGACUCUGGCUGA
Molecule: messenger RNA, 450 nt
Organism: Aegilops tauschii subsp. strangulata
Lineage: Eukaryota; Viridiplantae; Streptophyta; Magnoliopsida; Poales; Poaceae
Source: RefSeq, a predicted model, not a curated record